CUGUCUUUUUAUUCUCAAGGCUAGAGGAUCCUAAUCAUUCCCAACUCAAACAUGAGUCAGUCCAACAUGUUCAUUUUGAUGGUCGUCAUCCCUCUAAUUUUGUCACAGUCAACGAGAGGGAAGGACUGUGUGUGUGAGCUGCAAAGUUCUGAGGCUGCUUUUCCUGAGAAUAAACUCAAAAAUGUAGAGAUCACUGCUUUAAAAUGCACAAGGAACAUCACAUCAGAAAAGAUGACAGAGAUUGACAGGCUUGUGUUGGGUCUACAACAUCGUAUCUCGCAGCUUCUGGAAAAUGUGUCCAUGCUGGAAAAAGAAGACAAUGGAAAUCUGUAUGCAGCCGUGUCUCUACACAUUAUUGAAUUAGAGUUAGCGGAGAUUCAAGACCUUAUGGAUAAACUCAACAGGACCACCAACAAUUACCAGCUGCUCAGUGGACAGACCGCAACAGAGCUUCAGGAUAUGGAGGAAACGAUGGCGGAGCUGGAGAGGUUUGACCACGCACAGGUGAUGGAGAAACAGCGAGAGAACCAGCGGGUUAAGAGGGACCUGGAAUGGUGCAAAGAUGUGCUCAAUAGUACAACACCAGCCCCUACACUUCCACCAGAUUACUGUGGUCUGGGCAGCAUGGUCAAUGUUUCAGGACCUAAAACCUAUUCCCUCACUGUGUAUGGAACAUCCUACACUUUCGGUGCUUGGGGUCGAGAUGCACAGCCAGCUCCAGGAGACGAGAACAAGUACUGGCUGGUGGUGCUGUCAAGUGGUAAUGUACAUGGCAACUUUAUCCGCCAGUACAGUAGUAUGAGUACUAUUAUAUUGGGUAUAGGACCAAAAGAUACAUAUAUAUCAAGCUCCAACCCCACAACAAACACAAUUCAGGGGCCAAACAUGGUCAUGUACGGCAAUGCGCUCUACUAUAACUGUUACAACACAUACUCCGUCUGUCAGUUCAACAUGACGACUCGUGCUGUCAGUACUGUUGCUUUACCUAAUGAUGCAGGUUUCAACAACAAGUUUCCUUUCGCACAUCUCGCCGCCACAUACGCCUAUACAGAUAUGGAUUUCGCCACAGAUGAAUUGGGCGUCUAUGUUAUAUACGCAACCACAAGCAACUUUGGAAAUGUGAUGAUCAGUAAAGUUGAGACUAGUAACCCUCCUGUUAUUAGCCAAACAUGGUCCACUUCUCUUCACAAAAGGACUGCCACAAACACCUUCAUGGUGUGCGGUGUGCUUUAUGCUACUCGUUACCUUGAUCAAGAAACUGAAGAGAUCUUUUACUCUUUUGACACCCAAACCAACGAAGAGCGAUACGAUUUGAGUAUUCACAUUAAGAAGAUGCAGACUAAUAUCAAGUAUAUGAAUUAUAACCCCAGUGAUAAUUUGUUGUAUGUCUACAGUGAUGCCUACAUUGUGACAUAUGAAAUCAUGUUUCAGGAAGUUCCCUGAAUUAUACUGUGUCUUUUUUUUUGCCAAUAAAUGUAAUGAUUUUUACAUAUUUCAUGUGGUUCUUUUUUCAAAGGGAAAAACAUUUAAAUUGGCUAUGUAUCACAUUUUGAUUCUUGAAAUAAAAUGUGAGUGAAAAAUUA
Pimephales promelas (fathead minnow) is the source of this 1583-nucleotide messenger RNA. RefSeq names its product olfactomedin-4. Gene Ontology annotation, biological process: signal transduction. NCBI's taxonomy places the organism in Eukaryota, Metazoa, Chordata, Actinopteri, Cypriniformes, Leuciscidae. The record is from RefSeq and is a predicted model, not a curated record.